AUGCAGCAGAACAGCCAUAAUCCCACUCGCUUGAGACAGAUUGCUCUCCUAGCUUCAGAUCUCUCCGCAGCAGAAGAUACCCUGAACACGGUCUUAGGAACCGAAGUUGUCUUCCGAGAUGCACAGGUGGCACAAUGGGGGCUUCGCAACUUCUUAAUCGCUAUUGGUGGUGAUAUCAUUGAAGUAGUCUCGCCAUUCCGUGACGGGACGACUGCGGGCAGACUGCUCAAGAAACGUGGGGACGGUGGCUACAUGAUCAUCAUGCAGACUCUCGAUGCGGUGGCUCGAAAGAACUACAUUGAAUCGCAUGGUCUAUCCAAGGUCAUCUUUAGCCAUGAAACGCAAGACGGUUAUUGUAUUCAGUAUCAUCCAAAAGGCAUUCCUGGCGGUAUGAUGCCCGAGCUCGAUUCGCACAAGCCAUCACCUGAAAACCCGGAGCCAUUGAUGUCUCCAUUCAGUCCAUGGCAUGCAUGUGGAACCGACUACAAGUCUUAUUCUGCCGGCAUGCGCCGCGCCUCCCAUCUACAGCUCUUACAGGCCACCUGUCGUUUGAAGCCAGGCGAAAAGGACACUGAAGGUGCUGCUCGAACUUGGGAACAAGUAUUUGGUGCCAAGCGUGAGGGAAGCGAGUUGGUCUUUACGAACAGUCGACUGAAAUUCACGAAAGGAGUUGACGGGCUGCCGGAAGGACUGGAAUCUAUCACGAUUGGGGUGAAGGAGAAGGCAAGAUAUGAUGAUAUUCUUCGCCGGGCCGGGAACCAAAACGUGUAUAGAGAUGGGCGCGCCGUUAUGCUGGGGGUGGAGUGGCGUUUUGUGCCGCUACCGGAUAGCGAGGCCAGAAGGCUAUGGUUGUCUUACGUCACUGCUAGCCGCGAAGGAACAAAUUGCCCAAACGGCGGGGCUCUACACGCCGACGCUGGAGAUGAAGAACCAGACGAUGCGCACUCCAUCAUCACACCGUCCAAACACACACCUAAAGCGUUUCGUGUUCUGCGUGGCUCUGUUUCGACGGGAGGUCCACUCCGUCCGUUUCGGCUGGUGAAACAGGAUAUCGUGAAUCUUCGGCGGCGAUAUGUGUCGGACUGGACCCUGUUCAAUCAGCUGGUAUUUGCCAGCGCCGUCUACGUUUUCUUCACGAAUCUCUUACCAGGAAUCACCUUCGCGAGUGAUCUGUUCUGUGUUCAGCCGUUGAAUAUCCUGGGGGUCACAGGGCCAUUCUCGGUACUGGCGGAGAAUAUCUACGCACUCUGCCAGGAAGUAUUCGAUGUCCCUUUUCUGCCCUUCAUGGCCUGGUCCCUGAUCCACGCUGGCUGGCUGCACUAUAUCCUUGCCAUCAUCAAUGCACAUGACUGGACCAUGCGCUAUGUAACAACCUUCGCCACAGAGAUCUUCUCUCUCCUAAACAGCAUAAUCUACUUCCACAAAGCGAUCCAGGAGUUAGAGAGAGCGCACGCAUCACUCUCCUUUGCGGCUUUUCUGUAUGCUGUCAUCGGUGCCGUCGGCACCAUGUUGCUAGCCAUCUUUCUCUCAACAGCCGAGAGCUGGAAACCCUUGUUCCAUCGAUACAUCCGCAUGGGUUUGACCGAAUACGCGGCUGCCAUAUCCAUCAUCGUGUUUAUCGGUCUGCCGCACGUCGGCGAACUGGCAAAUCUGGACAAAAUGACCCUUCCCGUCAGCGAAACAUUCAGACCGACGUCGCCGGACCGCGAUCGGUUCUUCGUCGAGUUCUGGAAGCUGCCAGUCGGCUGGAUCUUUGCAGCCAUCAUCCCCGGUAUCAUCAUCACCAUCCUGUUCUUCUUCGACCACGAAGUGAGCUCCAUCAUCUGCACGAUCGACCGAUACGGAACGAGGAAACCCGGCGGCUUCGCGUGGGAUAUCGUCCUCCUGGGCACGACAACGGCCCUCUGCGGCAUCCUCGGGAUCCCGCCGGCCAACGGACUCCUGCCCCAAGCCCCGCUGCACUCGGAGUCCCUGAUGCAUUUGGAAAUGGAACAGCGCACGGUCAUCGUUGACGGGGAGGAAAAGGUCGAGACGCACGAGGUGAAGCGGGUCUACGAGCAGCGAUGGUCGUCGUUUCUGCACGCUGGUGCCAUCCUCGCUUUCGUCAGCCCACCGCUCAUGAAGGUCCUCGGACUCACGCCAACUAGCGUCCUCGCCGGACUGUUCAUGUUCAUGGGAGAACAGAGUUUAUCCGUUAACCCAAUUCUCUACCGAACUUUCUAUCUCCUUACACCACCGUCAGAGCUGCCGCCUUUACCGAUGUCUCUCGCGGACCCGCGGCAUCGUGACUGCACUAUCCCUGCUACGGACGAGACCAGCACACCCCCGCCCCGUCCGUCCUACAUCCCCGUGCACCUUUACACCAUCCUCCAGAUCGUUACCACAGUAAUUAUUUUCAUCGUGACGUUGACAAGAGGCGCCCCCGCUUUCCCCGUAAUCAUUGUUGCGCUGGUCCCGUUCCGACUUCUCGUGAUGAAGCGAUGGUGGCCGCGGGAGUAUCUCCGAUUUGUGGAUGCAUGGGCCUGUAGAGAAGGGACCCCCGAGGACGACGAAGAUGCCGCUGCCAAGCAAGAUGAGAUGAGUGGUAGUAAUGAUGGCCACGGCAACAAUCAGGAGGAUGGCCUAUCAGGUGGGGUUUUCGCGCCCCAUGGAGAGGAGCACCAGCCGAAGACCUCGCCAGAAAGUGGAAACAAUGGAGCGGAUCAUGACUGGAUCGAGUUGGAUUUUCGCACGCGUGCCGAUGAGGAGUUGGCGCCUGACCCGUGCCCUGCACUUCGGAGGGCACCCAAAGCCAAAAGGAAAGCUCCUUCAGGCUCUCCAGCCCUGUACGAAAUCAUGCAGACGAUCAAUGACCACGCCGAAUACGGCGCUAGCACUGUCGCCAAUUAG
Molecule: messenger RNA, 2889 nt
Organism: Aspergillus terreus NIH2624
Lineage: Eukaryota; Fungi; Ascomycota; Eurotiomycetes; Eurotiales; Aspergillaceae
Exons: 10
Coding region: 1-2889 (962 amino acids)
Biological process (GO): borate transport; monoatomic anion transport; transmembrane transport
Cellular component (GO): fungal-type vacuole; plasma membrane
Molecular function (GO): solute:inorganic anion antiporter activity; borate efflux transmembrane transporter activity
Source: RefSeq, a predicted model, not a curated record